Molecule: messenger RNA, 982 nt
Organism: Erythranthe guttata (spotted monkey flower)
Lineage: Eukaryota; Viridiplantae; Streptophyta; Magnoliopsida; Lamiales; Phrymaceae
Source: RefSeq, a predicted model, not a curated record
CGCUCUCUUUAAGAAACGUUAGAAACCAGACAUGAGCCGAUUAGAAUACCUUGGAAAAUAGAAGGGAAGAAAUUAUAGGGCUUCGUAGAGAGAGAGAGAGAGAGAGAGAGAGAGAGAGAGAGAGAGAGAGAGAGAUGGCUAGCUGUGGAUCCGACGUGAGAUUUUCGGAAUUGCACGACAACGAAUCAGAGGAACCUAAACGGGGCAUGGAGAACCGUAAGUUAAAGAUGAAGACGAUAUUGACACAAGUCGAAAAAUUGAAGGAGGAAACGGAAUCGGAAUCGGAAUCGGAAACAGGGAAGUUGAAGUUAAGGAUAAUCAAAUUGCUUAGACAAGUGAAGAAAUUGCAAAAGGAGGAAUCUGAAUUAGUUACGAAGACGAGCGAGUCAAGGAUGAGUAAGAAGGGGAUCGUUCGGCUAUUUAUGUUCGGCCGACCUGUGGCCAAGCUUUUGUAUGACCGAGAUUCCUCCGGCAAAGAUGAUGAUCCCAUACUCCUGCAUGAUCUCAAUGUUUAUGCUCAACUAGCAACCAAUGCCUACAACAAAAAAAACUCUAGUAAAUACAAGUUGGUGGAAGUGGUGGGAGCAUCCAGAAGUCUACCCAUCACUUACCGUCACACAUUGUAUUUGACGUUUACCGCCAAGUGCGAUGAUGAUGAUGAUGCCUCUGCCAAAACUUUCCAGACAGAGAUGCUAUUUGGAAUCGAUCAUAUUGGCAUACUAUCCGUUGAUAUUGUCGAUGCAAGUGCAAUUUCACAUCCUGCUGCUUAGCUGUUAUAGGCACUCAUUGCUUUGAAGAAAGGAACACAGCUAACCAAGUAUAGCUGGAAAGGGAAGCGCAAGUUUUGUACAUUUAGACUUUCUCGAGUAAGAAAUUAUCCUUUCCCUCACCUUUACCACGACAAAGUUUUUCUGUAUUCAUUUAACUUUGCUGUCGCAUGUUAACGCAAAUUUAUAUGAUGCAACUUAUCUCUUCCUUCCGA